Messenger RNA from Paramecium octaurelia, 650 nucleotides. Lineage: Eukaryota; Ciliophora; Oligohymenophorea; Peniculida; Parameciidae. The record is from the annotation of a GenBank genome assembly.
UAUGUGGUAUGCUUAAAUACUCAACUCCCUUGAAGUUGAUGACUUCUCAGAAGAGUUGCUCCAGGAUAUCACUAACCAUCUCCAAUCCAUCUCUGUAUCUGAUUUCUCUAAAGGAUACCAAACAAUAGUUACAGAAUUAGCAGAUAUGGGAUAUGAAUUUAUGACUAACAAUUAGUUUCCCAGCACUCAAUUAAUCAUUUAAUAUCUUCAGCUCUGGGAUCAAGUGGUUUGCACCAUCUCCAAUAUAUGGGUAUGAAUUAAUUUAGAAAUAACCUAUCAGAUUAAGAUCAAUUGCGUCACAAAAGCUAAAGUUCAUCUGCUAGCACUACACACAAAAAUCAUCUUUUCUUUUAGAAACUCUGUUGUUUAAAUAAUAAGUUAGUAUCGGAGGAAUCUUCUCUUAAAUUUAUGAAUCUGCCUUAACUCUUUAUAGCUUUUGUACUUUAGAAAAUAAGAAUAAAUAGCAAGCAUUAUAAGCAAUUCUGAAACUAUAAUAACUUAUAAUUAAAUCUUUGGAACCAUAAUUUAAUAAGAAUGUAAAUCUGUUAAUGACCAAAAUAUAUAAAAGAAUGGAAAAGGGUGCUUAUGAAUCCAAUCACUUCUCCAUCCAAGCUUAUAAAUUGACAAGCCAAAUUUUUAGCUCCAGAUGA